Molecule: messenger RNA, 911 nt
Organism: Phytophthora infestans T30-4
Lineage: Eukaryota; Oomycota; Peronosporomycetes; Peronosporales; Peronosporaceae
Exons: 2
Coding region: 1-861 (286 amino acids)
Molecular function (GO): RNA binding
Source: RefSeq, a predicted model, not a curated record
AUGGAGCCGUCGCUGUUUAAGAGCAAGAAGCGCAGUCGCGAUGUCGACGCCGAGAAGACCGCGGAAGAUAAUGCAUCCUCGUCUUCUUCAUCCGCUGAAAGCAGCAGCGAAAGUGAUAGCGAGGACGACGAGGUGGAGAACGCAAUGUUCCAGCUUAAAGACGAGAUCGACCGCAAGACGGAAGCCACUGUCUACGUGGAAGGAAUCCCGUACAAAGCGAGUGAAGGAGACAUAGUGACACACUUUUCAUCCUGCGGUACAGUGCGUGAGGUGCGCAUGCCGCGUUACCAGGACUCGGGCAAGCCUCGUGGCUAUGCUCACGUGGUGUUUGACGACGAAGCAGCAUUGGAGAAGGCGCUGGAGUUGGACGGACAGUACUUGUUCAACCGCUAUCUGUCGAUCCGUAGAGCGGAAGCUCCACGUGCUGUCGAGAUGGCACUGAAGGAGAAAACCCAGAACGCUACGAAGAAGGCCGUCAAGGGAUGUCGUACGGUGUACAUCAAGCAGCUCCCGUAUGAGGUCGAAGAGGACACGAUUCGCCAAGCGUUGGCUUCGUGUGGUACUAUUACCAGUGUGCGUUUGCCUAUCUGGAACCACACCAAGAAGCUCAAAGGCUUUGGAUACGUCGAGUUCUCAAGCGAGGACGAAGCGCUGGCUGCUGCUCGUCGCAGUGGCAUGAAGAUCGGCGACCGCAUGGUGUUGAUCAGUCUGGAUGUUGCUGGCAGCGCACCGAAGGCUAGCUUCCGUCAACGUGACGGUCAGUACUGGAAUAAGGGCGAGGAGGCUAAGAAAUCUCUGGCCAAGAAGAUCAGCGAGAAGCAGCAACGCCAAUCUGCCAACAAGAAGCGGAAGACCAAGUAGGUCUGCGCUACCAAUCCUGUGCAUAAGAAUAGAGCUAUAUACACGUCACA